Molecule: messenger RNA, 2592 nt
Organism: Neogale vison (American mink)
Lineage: Eukaryota; Metazoa; Chordata; Mammalia; Carnivora; Mustelidae
Gene: GTF3C5
Product: general transcription factor IIIC subunit 5
Exons: 10
Coding region: 224-2125 (633 amino acids)
Biological process (GO): transcription initiation at RNA polymerase III promoter
Cellular component (GO): transcription factor TFIIIC complex
Source: RefSeq, a predicted model, not a curated record
UUUUAAACCCCAAAUUGAGGGCCAGGCGAUCCUUCACCCCGAAGCCUGGGGGUCUAGACUUGGCCUUUGCUUUCAGAGGCCUCGAGUCUGCCGGAGCCCUGGAAUGUAGAGAGACUCGAGCGGCGAGGGGACCCGGAACGAUUCUUUCGCGGAACCAUUGUGGCGAGGCCCCUCGGAGCGCGCGCAGGGGCGGACGGCGGCGGGCCGGGCCAGACGGGCAGGGAUGGCGGCGACGGCGAUGGGGGCGGCCGACGCGGGGCCGGGGGUCGCGGUCCCCGUGGAGCUGCGGCGCGAGCGGCGCAUGGUGUGCGUGGAGUACCCAGGCGUGGUGCGGGACGUGUCCAAGAUGCUGCGGACGCUGGGCGGCGAGGAGGGCGUUUCCCGGAUCUACGCGGACCCCACCAAGAGGCUGGAGCUGUACUUCCGGCCCAAGGACCCUUACUGCCACCCUGUGUGUGCCAACCGCUUUAGUACCAGCAGCCUGCUGCUCCGGGUCAGAAGGAAGACCAGGCGGCAGAGGGAGGUGCUGGGGCCUGAGCCCCACCCCGGGGCCAUGUUUGACAUAGAGAUACUUGGCAUCAUCUCUACCGUUUACAAGUUUCAAGGAAUGUCCGACUUCCAGUACUUGGCGGUGCACACGGACGCGGGUGGCAGGCACAUGUCCAUGUAUGACAAGGUGCUCAUGCUCAAACCUGAGAAGGAAAGUUUCUUCCACCAAGAGCUGCCGCUUUACAUCCCGCCCCCCAUCUUCUCUCGGCUGGACACCCCAGUGGACUAUUUCUAUCGGCCAGAGACACAGCACCGGGAAGGCUACAACAACCCCCCCGUCUCAGGCGAGAACCUCAUCGGCCUGAGCAGGGCCCGGCGCCCCCACAACGCCAUCUUUGUCAACUUUGAGGAGGACGAGGUGCCCACGCAGCCGCUGGAGGCCGCCGUCCAGACGUGGAGGAGGAUCUCCACCAACCCCACGGACCGCAAGGUGGAGGAGGAGCUGCGGAGGCUGUUUGAAAUCCGUCCUGUCUGGUCACGAAAUGCCGUCAAGGCCAAUAUCAGCAUCCACCCUGACAAGCUCAAGGUCUUGCUGCCCUUCAUGGCCUAUUACAUGAUAACAGGCCCCUGGAGAAGCCUGUGGAUUCGAUACGGGUAUGAUCCCCGAAAAAACCCAGAUGCCAAGAUUUAUCAAGUCCUUGAUUUCCGAAUCCGUUGUGGAAUGAAAUACGGUUACGCCCCGAGUGACAUGCCCGUCAAGGCCAAGCGCAGCACCUACAACUACAGCCUUCCCAUCACCGUCAAAAAGAUGCCCAGCCAGAUCGUCACCAUGCAUGACCUGAAGCAGGGCCUGGGUCCGUCGGGGACACCCGGCACACGGAAAGCGACCUCCAACAAGUACAAGCUCAAGGACUCGGUCUACAUCUUCCGGGAGGGGGCCUUGCCGCCUUAUCGACAGAUGUUCUACCAGUUGUGUGACUUGAACGUGGACGAGCUACAGAGGAUUAUUCACCGUAACGACGGGGCCGAGACCUGCUGCACGGAGCGCGAUGGCUGGUGCCUUCCCAAGACCAGCGAUGACUUGAGGGACACGAUGUCCCUCAUGAUCCGGCAGACCAUCCGCUCCAAGAGGCCUGGUGAGCGCUCGGGGUGCAGGGGGCCCCGCGCUGGGACAGGGCAAGGAUCCCUACAGGCCCCGUUUCCCAGUAAAUUACACCCCAGUGGAAUCAUCCCACCGGAAGCUGCAUCCCCCAGGCUGCCCGCCUCUCCCUGGAAGGGAGUCAGGCUGCUCAGCCCAGGGGGCUCAAGGCAGAAGAUGGGCCCAGAGGGCAGGGCUAGAGCCGGGCUGAAACCACCGCUUUGUGCCCUGACACCCCCCGCCGCCUCUUCCAGCCAUCUGGGGGUGCAUCCUGCCUGUCUCCUUGCACCAGGAGAGCAGGGGCAGCAGGUGUGGGGGACCAGCACCCCUGGCUGCUGGUGGUGGGAUGUGGGGAGUAGGGAACACUUGCUGGUCUGCGGGUCUGAUGAGGCGGGGGCGUGUGAGCGAGAGCAGCCCCAGAUUCCAGACCCCGCCGGACUCCCCGGAGCUGACGGGUGUAGGGACUCCCAGCCUUGUUCGGGACACAGCCCUGUCUGAGAAUCUGCUUGAGGCUGGACCCUUUCCCCAGAAAAACAACUCAGCACUCCUGCACACUCUCGGGGUCCCUUGGACCCAUGAAGCCACCCAGCCUCUGGGGACUUGGUUUUCAAAGCUGUUGGCUUCCAUGGCCCCCUGAAGUGCUUGUUAAAUUGUGGAGUGCCAGGCCCCCGGCCCUCUGUACUUCCCCAGGCAGCUGCUCCAGGGCCUGAGCCCAGACACCCGUCAUUGUAAACAGGCCACUAGCAGCCUGAUGGCUGGUCUGGACGUGCGGCUGUGUGGCACCUCUCUCGGGCUGAGGCCAGCAGUCGCUGGUCUGGGGGCCACCCAGGAAGCCUGUGCUGGGACACACACGGCCUUGUCUUCCGGCCCCAGCUCUCUUCUCCAGCCCGGCCAAGGCCGACAGGGGGAAAGAGCCCCUGACGUACGAGUCUGGGGAGGACGAGGAGGACGAGGAGGAGGAGGAG